Molecule: messenger RNA, 930 nt
Organism: Paramecium primaurelia
Lineage: Eukaryota; Ciliophora; Oligohymenophorea; Peniculida; Parameciidae
Source: the annotation of a GenBank genome assembly
AUGAAAACAAUAAUCCUUGCCUUAGCACUCAUUGUGUUAGCCUCAUCAACAUAAGCUGAUGUCAUUGCAACAAUCAAGAAGAUUGACUAAUCACCAUUCGGAAGAACAUUGUUCGACACCAUCUGGCUCGAACUCUAAACAGGAGAUCCAUUAGACAGAUUACUCUAAACCUUGACAGAUUUGGAAGACAGAUAUGUUGCUGAAUAAAAGGAAGACGAUGCCAGAAACCACGAAUACUAAGAUGCAUGCACAGUUGUAAGACAUAUACACUUAUACAAUUCUAGGACAUCUCAGCUUUCGAUAAAGAUUUGGCUGAAUCUAACAGAAAGAAGAUUGAAUUAGAAGCUAGAUUAGAAGGAUAAUUAUACCCAUAAAGAGGAAUCUUAUAAGGAUUANCAUUCUCCAAUUAAAUAUUAGGCAAAGAGAGAUUUUGAUGAUUCAAGAGAAAUUCUAUAUUAAUUAUAAAGAGGUUAUUCAAAAGAAAAGUAAUCAAUAUUGAAGACAGAACCAGAUGAUCCCUAUAGAAUUGGUAGUAUUUGUGAGAAUAGAAACUCUACAAGUUUAAAAAGACAGUUUGGGCAUUAAUAUAUUAAUGAAUCUCAAAGAUUCCCAACAAAACAUCAUAUAGAUAUGCCUUGUGAUGAUGAAUUUUCUUAAUUUUUUAAAGAAGAUGAAAUUUAGAAUAAUUUAAAGAAUACAUAAAAAAAUACAAACUAUUAAAAUUAAAUUAGUCAAUAAACAAAAGAAAAAAUUUUAGAUUUGUUAUUUCUAUCAACAGGAGAGUUAAAAAAAAAAUUUAAUGAAUAAAGUAGAAUUUAAUAUUCAAAAAUCACUAAUAAAAUAUAGCAAAACAAACCAAUAGUACCAAAAAGUAGAUUUCCCAAUGACUUUUUUAAUGUUUUGCAUUCUAAUGAAUCUCAAUUAUUUUGA